This is a messenger RNA of Striga hermonthica, 2080 nucleotides long. NCBI's taxonomy places the organism in Eukaryota, Viridiplantae, Streptophyta, Magnoliopsida, Lamiales, Orobanchaceae. The record is from the annotation of a GenBank genome assembly.
ACCCUGCACCGAGCCAUGGGGACGAGACUGGAGUUCAGUACAGCUUUUCAUCCCCAGACAGAUGGCCAGUCGGAGCGGACGAUCCAGUACUUGGAGGACAUAUUGAGGGCUGUGGUCUUGGACCGUAGCCUAACCUGGGAGAGUGCCUUGCCUUUGGUCGAGCUGACUUACAACAAUAGCUACCACUCCACGAUCAAGAUGGUCCCGUUCGAGGCAUUGUAUGGACGUAAGGUCCGAACACCUUUGUACUGGGAUGAGAUCGGGGAGAGGACGAUCAUGGGUCCGGAGUUCAUUCAUAGAGCUGCGGAGACAGUUGAGGCUAUCCGGAAGCAUAUCCGGUUAGCCCAAGAGAGGCAGAAAGUCUAUGCCGACCGGAAGAGGGAUGAGCACGAGUAUGCCGUCGGAGAUCAUGUCUUCCUGAAGGUCUCGCCCAUGAAGGGUGUGAUCCGCUUCGGGAAGAAGGGGAAGCUCAAACCGCGUUAUAUUGGGCCAUUCGAGAUCCUUGCCCGAGUCGGGAACUUGGCUUAUCGGCUGGCUUUACCACCUAGCUUGUCGGGAGUGCACGACGUGUUUCAUGUCUCCAUGUUGUGGAGAUACGUGCAUAAUCCCGAUCACGUAGUGGACUUCGGUGAACUGCAGGUCGAGCGAGACCUUACCUACGAGGAGGUACCGGUAGCCAUUUUGGACCAGAAGGUCCAUCAGUUGAGGAACCGGGCAGUGAGCUUGGUGAAGGUGCUUUGGAGCCGACAUGACGAGACAGAGGCGACUUGGGAGAAGGAGGCCGAACUUUGGAGGCGAUAUCCGAACUUUGAUACUGGUACCCCUGUACCCGACCUACAGCGAGAUAGUGACCGACCUGAAUUUUUAAAUCGUCGGGAGUUAAUCGAUGAGGCUGUGACAGCUUUGAAUACUCUGAAAUUAUAUGUUGGCAAGUAUGAUAAAAAUUUUAUUCAACUCCCUGAAACUGAUAAAAAAAUUCUUCCUUCUACUUUGCAGGCCCCGGAGCUUGAAAUGAAAUCCUUGCCGAGCCAUUUAAAAUACGUUUACUUGGGAGAUGAUCGAACACUCCCGGUGAUAGUAUCGUCUAAGCUGAAACCUGACCAGGAGGCAGCCCUCAUUGACGUGUUGAGAAAUUACAAACGAGCAAUUGGAUGGACCAUUGCCGAUUUGCGAGGGAUAAGCCCGUCCGUAUGCAUGCAUCGUAUUCUCCUCGAGGAGGACGCUAAACCAUCUCGCGAGGCGCAGCGAAGGCUGAAUCCUCCCAUGAUGGAGGUGGUGAAGAAUGAAAUCAUUAAGUUGUUGGAUGUGGGAGUCAUUUAUCCGAUCUCUGAUAGCCGUUGGGUGAGCCCGACACAAGUGGUCCCAAAGAAGUCGGGUGUGACUGUUGUUGGAACCCACGAGGGUGAGUUGGUUCCCACACGUGUACAGACCGGGUGGAGGGUAUGCAUCGACUAUCGUAAGUUAAAUGUCAUGACUCGUAAGGAUCAUUUCCCAUUACCUUUUAUUGAUCAGAUGUUAGAACGAUUAGCAGGUUACUCUUACUAUUGCUUUCUAGAUGGCUAUUCAGGUUAUUUUCAGAUUCCCAUCGCACCCGAGGAUCAGGAGAAGACCACAUUUACAUGCCCAUUCGGGACAUUCGCGUACAGACGCAUGCCAUUCGGAUUAUGCAAUGCACCGGCCACGUUUCAAAGGUGCAUGGUGAGCAUCUUUUCAGAAUACGUUGGCAAUAUAAUUGAGGUAUUUAUGGAUGACUUUAGUGUCUAUGGUGCGUCUUUUAAUUCGGGCCUCGAGAACCUCGCUUUAAUCUUAAAACGGUGUAUAGAAACGAACCUUGUUCUUAAUUGGGAAAAAUGUCAUUUUAUGGUAGAACAAGGUAUUGUUUUAGGACACAUUGUUUCUAAGCGAGGUAUUGAAGUUGAUAAGUCCAAGGUCGAUAUUAUUACUGCUUUGCCUUACCCCGCAAGCGUGCGGGAAGUGCGUUCUUUUCUUGGCCAUGCAGGAUUUUAUCGUCGGUUCAUUAAGGACUUCUCGAAGGUAGCAGCCCCUUUGUGCUCACUGCUGCAAAAAGACGUGGAGUUCC